This is a messenger RNA of Cephus cinctus (wheat stem sawfly), 887 nucleotides long. Its product is annotated as cuticle protein 64. The coding region runs from base 138 to 599 and encodes 153 amino acids. NCBI's taxonomy places the organism in Eukaryota, Metazoa, Arthropoda, Insecta, Hymenoptera, Cephidae. The transcript is spliced from 3 exons. The record is from RefSeq and is a predicted model, not a curated record.
GAAUUAAUUCAAACGGGGGAAAUUUUUUAUCAACCACCCGACCGUUCUCUUUGAUAGACUUCGCGGUUCAUUCUGUAUAAAAGGGGGAAACUCUUGUGUCUGAUCAGUCUGUGCCAAUACAAGCUAAUCUAGACAACAUGUUCAAGCUGAUCGUUCUCCUCGCCACUUUGACUUAUGCAUCUGCCGGUCUCGUUGCUGGUUACGGUGGUUAUGGUAGCCAUGGUGGUUACGGUUAUGGCGGAUACGGUCUUGGACAUGGAGUAGCUGUAGCAGCUCCAGCAAUCAGUUAUUCCGCACCUGCAGUUGCGUAUGCUGCACAUGCUGCACCUCUUGCUGUUGCUCAUGCACCCGUUGCCACUAGCUAUGCCAAUACUUACAAGGUCUCCUACGCCGCACCUGCAAUCACUAAAGUCGCAGUCGCACCUGCAAUCGCUAAGGUCGCUGUUGCUGCACCUCUCGCAUAUGCUCCUACAGUGAGCUAUGGUCACGGCUAUGCAGCUGCACCUGCACUUUCUUAUGGAAGCGGCCUCGGCUAUGGCUACGGUGGUCUUGGCUAUGGAUUGGGACACGGAUACGGACAUGGAUCCUACCUCCAUUGAGAAUCACAAUAAAAAUAAGAUAACCAAGCCGAAUUGAAGACUAUUAAAAAAUAAUAACAAAAAAAUAUAUAAAGCAAGCAACGAUACGAUAAAUUUGUACAUAAUUAUUUACGUCACUGCACAAAAGGCACCGAAUUCUCUGUCAUCACAGAUGCCCAACUACCACACGAGAAUGACGGAUACAUUUUUUGUGAAUGAAAACAUUUUUUUAUUUACAAGAUAAACCAAAUUUUAUAAUUCGCUCCUUGUGAUACGGAAAAUAAUAUAUUUGCGUUUUUCAUCAAAAAA